AUGGCGGAACCAAGCAUAUGCAAGCACACCUUCACCAUCAUCAAGUCCAGCACCACCCUUCUGCUUUGGAGAUGCGGUCAGUGCCAGUCCGGGCCGCACUGGUACAUCUACCAGUGCACACUGUGCAGCGCAAAGGCCUGCAAGCGGUGCUCCGAGAAGCGGGCGUAG
Molecule: messenger RNA, 168 nt
Organism: Baudoinia panamericana UAMH 10762
Lineage: Eukaryota; Fungi; Ascomycota; Dothideomycetes; Mycosphaerellales; Teratosphaeriaceae
Exons: 2
Coding region: 1-168 (55 amino acids)
Source: RefSeq, a predicted model, not a curated record